GCAGCGCAGUGGUCCGUCGGUCCGCCGGUCCGUGGGUCUGCCCGGCCCCGCCCUGCCUCCCGGGGCGGCUCGGCUCCAUGGCCCGCGGCGGCGGCGGCGGGAGGUGGCCCGGGGACCGCUGACCGGGCGGUGGGGCCGGGCCAUGGGGGACGGAGCCGUCCGCAGCUGCCGGAGCCGGUAUCCCUACCCGAGCUGGAGCGGCGCCCCCUGCUGAGUCCCGAGCGCUGGGCUGGCAGCCAGAUGCCUGGGCCCACUGGGCAGGCCAUUGGCCACCUGCGGGAUGAGCAGACUGCUGGGGGGGACGCUGGAGCGGGUCUGCAAGGCUGUGCUCCUCCUCUGCCUGCUGCAUUUCCUUGUGGCCGUCCUCCUCUACUUUGACGUCUACGCCCAGCACCUGGCCUUUUUCAGCCGCUUCAGUAUCCGAAGCCCAGCCCAUGCCCUCUACCCUGCAGCCAGCAGCAGCACCAACUGCUCUCGGCCCAAUGCCACUGCCUCUAGUUCUGGGCUUCCUGAAGUGCCCAGUGCCCGGCCCGGCCCCACAGCUCCAGUGAUCCCACCCUGUCCUGACGUGCCACCUGGUCUUGUGGGCCGAGUGGUCAUCGAGUUCAGCUCACCCAUGCCUUUGGAGCGGGUGCAGAGGGAGAACCCAGGCGUGCUCCUGGGAGGCCGCUAUACACCACCUGACUGCACCCCAGCCCAAACAGUGGCAGUCAUCAUCCCCUUUAGACACCGGGAGCACCACCUACGCUAUUGGCUCCACUAUCUGCACCCCAUGUUGAGACGGCAGCGACUGCGCUACGGUAUCUAUGUCAUCAACCAGCACGGUGAGGAGACCUUCAACCGAGCCAAGCUGCUCAACGUAGGCUUCCUAGAGGCACUGAAGGAGGAUGCUACCUAUGACUGCUUCAUCUUCAGUGAUGUGGACCUGGUCCCUAUGGAUGACCGCAAUCUGUACCGUUGUGGUGACCAGCCCCGCCACUUUGCCAUUGCCAUGGACAAGUUUGGCUUCCGGCUGCCCUAUGCUAGCUACUUUGGAGGUGUGUCGGGCCUGAGUAAGGCCCAGUUUCUGAGGAUCAACGGCUUUCCCAACGAGUACUGGGGAUGGGGCGGUGAGGAUGAUGACAUCUUCAACCGGAUCUCCCUGACUGGGAUGAAGAUAUCACGCCCAGAUGUCCGGAUAGGCCGCUACCGCAUGAUCAAGCACGACCGGGACAAACAUAACGAGCCCAACCCUCAGAGGUUUAGUAAGAUUCAAAACACAAAGAUGAGCAUGAAGUGGGAUGGCAUUGGAUCAGUUCGGUACCGAGUCUUGGAAGUGUCUCGGCAACCACUCUUCACCAACAUCACGGUGGACAUUGGACGACCCAUGUCAUGGCUUAAUCAAGGCUGACACUAACGGACAAAGACCCUCCAUGCGCUUCUGAUGUGGAGGUUUGCCUGCCAGAGGACUCACAGCCUGGCUGACAGCUUCUCUGGGGGUGUCCCCAAGACUGAGACUGUGAGCUGUUUUCUAAGGGUCUUAAUAGGCAGCCAGCUGCACCUAGAAGUUUCAGAACCCACUUUGAGGGGCUUCUGGGCAAGCCCCUCUUAUGGCCCUCUCUGAGGCCAAACCUUCCUGCCCUACUUACCCCAGCCCAAACCUCCUCACUGUUAGGGUUGGGCCAGCCCCUGUACUGCCUCUCGGAGUGGCCUGGGCUAGGUCACUCCACCUCUCUGUGCCUCAGUUUCCCACCCCCUUGAGUCCCCUAGGGCCUGGAAAGGUGGGAGGAUUGACUAGGGGGCAGUGUCUCUUCCAGAGGGAGUUCUCAGAUCUGGGGAUCCCUCAUGCUUCCAGGGGAGGGGAAACCUUUUUCAUUCAACAUUGUAGGGGGCAAGCUUUGGUUAGCCACCUACUGAGGAGUGCCCCCAGGAGGGGACCAGAAGGGGUGCUGUGUUUCCUGGGAUCAUGGGGUUGGCCUUUGCAUGGGGGACAGGUGGGGCUUGGAUCACUCAGUGGUUCUGGCCUCCCUGCUCUAGAGAGGCAGAAGCCCCAGGGCCUGCUCAUGUUUAUAUGUUGCACAGAAACUUGUGUGGGUGCUUUAGUAAAAAACGUUAAUGGAA
Mesocricetus auratus (golden hamster) is the source of this 2100-nucleotide messenger RNA. RefSeq names its product beta-1,4-galactosyltransferase 2 (gene B4galt2). Lineage: Eukaryota; Metazoa; Chordata; Mammalia; Rodentia; Cricetidae. The coding region runs from base 281 to 1390 and encodes 369 amino acids. Gene Ontology annotation, biological process: carbohydrate metabolic process. The transcript has 7 exons. The record is from RefSeq and is a predicted model, not a curated record. Gene Ontology annotation, molecular function: glycosyltransferase activity.